UUGUCAAAGCAGAAUUAUAAUUCACCACAGCAAAAGGGGUCUUGCAAAGCAGUACUGGUGACAGGGAACGAAGGAGGCAUCUCAGCCUAUGGGCUGGUUCCAAUGAUUGAUUGUAUAUCUGUGUCUACAUCUGUCAGUGUUAACCCGCAGUGACAGCAGAAACGCCCCCUCUCUAUUCCUGCUACCAUUACAUACAUCAGUGAACCCGUGGCACUGGGAUGAAGCGCCUAGCCAGUGAGAAUGACACCACUGCUGAAAUCACACUCAGCGCUGACACAGACGAGGUUUUCAUUGACGAUGAAGAGCUGGGCGAUUCCUGCUCCUCCCUGGGGCAGUCCGCAGUGGCCAAGGGCAUCACUAAACGUCAGAAGAGGGCAGCUCAUCAGUAUCACUUCCGUGAGAAUGAUGGCUCGAAAACCAAGGUGCCCAUGGACUCCUUUUACCCAAAAGGUGUUCAAAUGUCACAGAAAACAACUGUCCGAUCACACCAGAAGAUGGAAAAGAGCCAGUCCCUGGAUUUGGACAAGGGCAAAGAGUGGAAUUCAGUGCCCGGUCUGUACGACCGACAUUGGCUGUUCGAAGUGGUGUCCAAAGGUGACGCGUCAGCAUUUGAUGGAUUCCUACAGUACCUGAUCCAAAACAACAAACGUCUUACUGACUGGGAAUUCAGAGACCCAGAGACGGGGAAGACUGCAUUGCUGAAGGCGCUGCUGAAUUUAAGUAACAACCGGAAUGACACCGUCCCCAUUCUACUGGAAAUCGCAGAGAAGACGGACAACCUGGAGGAAUUCAUCAAUGCUGCCUACAUGGACAGUUACUAUAAGGGUCAGACAGCCUUACACAUUGCCAUCGAGCGGCGCUGCCUACAUUUUGUGGCACUCCUGAUCCGGAAUGGAGCCAAAGUUGACACCAAGGCCAACGGCUUGUUCUUCAAGGCCAAGGAGGGCCAGACAGGAUUCUACUUUGGGGAACUGCCCCUCUCGCUGGCUGCCUGCACCAACCAGCUGGAGGUGGUCAACCACCUCCUGGAAAACCCUUACCACAAGGCCGACAUCGGCGCCGUAGACUCCAGGGGCAACAACGUGCUGCACGCUCUGGUGUCCAUCUCUGACAAUAGCCGGGAGAACACCAAGUUCGUCAUCGAGAUGUACGACCACCUUCUCAGGAUGGGCGUGAAGCUCAGACCUCAGCUCAGCCUGGAAAGUAUGACGAAUAAGAAGGGGCUGACACCCAUCAAGCUGGCCGCCAAGACCGGGAAGAUUGAGAUCCUCAAGCACAUCAUUGGGAGAGAGAUGCGGGAGGAGCAAUGCCGACACCUGUCCAGGAAGUUCCAGGAGUGGGCGUACGGACCAGUACACUCCUCGCUGUACGACCUUUCCUCCCUCGACACACACGAGAACAACUCGGUGCUGGAGAUCAUUGUGUAUGGCAGUGGAACGCCGAACCGACAUGAGAUGCUGCUCCUUGAGCCCCUGAACCACCUGCUUCAGGAAAAGUGGAACAGCUUUGCCAGGUUCAUCUUUUACUUCAAGUUCAUCCUGUAUAUGGCCUAUAUGGUCAUCUUCACUGCAACAGCCUACAACAGGAUCGAGGACAAGCAGCGAAAGCCUCCCUUUGAGAUUGAGCACAACGUCCAUGGAUACCUGCGUCUGAGUGGACAGUGUGUGAUGAUACUUGGAGCCCUCUACCUCUUCUACCAGGGGAUUUGUGAGGUGUUUCUACGGAGGAGAAGGACUCCCAAGUCAAUAACUAUCGAUGGCUACUGUGAUAUUCUCUUCCUCAUCCAGUCUGUGCUUCUGCUGGCUGCGGGUGCGCUGUACACAUUUGGCUGGGAGGAGUAUGUGGGCUCCUUGGUGAUUUCCCUGGCAAUCGGCUGGAUCAAUACACUGUACUACACUCGAGGCUUCCAGCAAAUGGGCAUCUACAGUGUGAUGAUUGAAAAGAUCUUCCUGACGGAUCUGAUGAGCUUCCUUCUUGUCUACGUCGUGUUUCUCUUUGGAUUUGGAGCAGCUUUAGUGGUGUUGAUCGAGGACGGAGCGUACAAUACCACCAAGCCCGGCUGCCGAAAGGACACCACCUACAAGAACUUUGAGACAACUUCCUUGGAGCUGUUCCGAUUCACCAUCGGAAUGGGGGACCUGGAAUUCACAGAGAACUACAAGUUCAAGAAGGUGUUCAUCUUCCUGUUGUUAUCAUACAUCACCCUUACCUACAUCCUCAUGCUCAACAUGCUCAUCGCCCGGAUGAGCAAAACUGUGGAAAUGAUUUCCAAGGACAGUAAAAGUAUCUGGAAACUUCAGAGAGCCAUCACUAUCCUAGAUCUGGAGAAAAGUCUGCCACGAUGCCUGCGGGCACGGUUCCAAUCAGGGGAGCUUGUGGUUGUCGGGGCUACCCUGGAUGGACAGGAGGAUCAGAGAUGGUGUUUCAGGGUGGACGAGGUAAACUGGAACAGGUGGAACACUGACCUUGGGCUCAUCAAUGAAGAACCAGGAAUCUCUGAGGUGUUGAGGUCAAACUCAACCAUCAGAGGGAGGAAUCCUCAUGGAGCACGGAGUUGGCGGACCAUGCUGCCCCUUCUGAAGGAAGUUAAAUCUGGCAAGGAGGAAGAGGAGGUGUGCGAGUUACGAACUGAACUGGCAAGACGGCCCCACAGACGCCCGCUUACUGCCACUGCCAAGAUCAUUUGAGGUCAGGAUCAGGCAUUUACAGGAAAAAAGUAAAGAACUACAGUAGAAUUCAUCAGGAACUCGACACAAACAGAUAAAGAUUGAGAAUGAACCUAUAUGCAAAAGAAGACAACCUGUGCAAAUAUAAAAUAAUACCGACACCACUAUUACCGGUUUCUCCAACAUUCCAGAAGUAUCCUGGUCCCUGCCCAUGGAAAGCCAGAGGAAGACAAUAUCGGAACUGCCAGGGUGACUCAGUCUGUGACCGAGUUAGUUUGUUAGUUUGUGACUUGUAAAUAAAAUAACAGAGUCAGGAAGAGAAUGGUAUUGGAGAUCUUUCAUUCUCCAACUGGCUGAGAAGGCAGGGACUCCUGAUGAAGGGUCUCUCCCCAGAAUGUCGACCCUUUAUUCCCCUCCUGUUAAUAAGUAAAUUUAUUAGUGAAGUAUAUAUAUGUCCAGAGAUUCAUUUUCUUCUGGGCAUUCACAGUAAGUACAAAGAAACGCAAUAGAGACAAUGAAAAACGGCACACGAUAAGAUGGAAGGAAAGCAGAUGUGCAAAAGACAACAAACUGCAAACACAGAAAGAAAAGAAAUCAAACAUAAUAAUAAUAAUAAAUAGAUAUUGAGAACAUGAGGUGAAGAGACCUUGAAAGAAGUCCAUUGGUUGUGGAAACAGUUCAGUAAUGGGGCAAGUGAAGUUAUUCCCUUUGUUUCAUGGUUGAGGGGUAAUAACUGUUCCUAAACCUGCUGGUGUGGGACCUGAGGCUGCUGAUGAAAAGAGCAUAGCCUGGAUGGUGGGGGUCCCUGAUGAUGGAUGCUGCUUUCCCGUGACAGCGCUCCAUGUAGAUGAGUUCAAUGGUGGGGAAGAAGAGGUUGGUACCAAAGGAAAACAGAAUAUAGACAUCACAGUAAUGUAGCGGUUAUCAUGACACAAUUACAACUUGGGCCUUUCCAGAGUUCAGAGUUCAAUUAUACCAUCAUCUGUAAGGAGUUUGUACAUUCUCCCUGUGAACCAUAUAAGUUUCCUCCCACAGUCCAAAGACGCACCAGUUGGUAGGCUAACUGGUCAUGAAAAAUUGUCCUACAGUUAAAUAGCUGGGUUCCUGGGUGGUGCGACCCGUAGGGCUGGAAGGACCUGUUCUGCUCUGGAUCUCUAAAUAAAAUCAAAUAAAAUGUGUACACAAUG
This is a messenger RNA of Hypanus sabinus (Atlantic stingray), 3853 nucleotides long. RefSeq names its product transient receptor potential cation channel, subfamily V, member 1 (gene trpv1). Gene Ontology annotation, molecular function: calcium channel activity; protein binding. Bases 219 to 2687 code for a protein of 822 amino acids. Gene Ontology annotation, cellular component: membrane. The record is from RefSeq and is a predicted model, not a curated record. The transcript is spliced from 17 exons. Lineage: Eukaryota; Metazoa; Chordata; Chondrichthyes; Myliobatiformes; Dasyatidae. Gene Ontology annotation, biological process: calcium ion import across plasma membrane.